Messenger RNA from Salvia miltiorrhiza (redroot sage), 2067 nucleotides. RefSeq names its product ran-binding protein M homolog. Gene Ontology annotation, molecular function: protein binding. Gene Ontology annotation, cellular component: cytoplasm. Gene Ontology annotation, biological process: cell surface receptor signaling pathway; cytoskeleton organization. The transcript is spliced from 10 exons. Lineage: Eukaryota; Viridiplantae; Streptophyta; Magnoliopsida; Lamiales; Lamiaceae. The record is from RefSeq and is a predicted model, not a curated record. The coding region runs from base 304 to 1713 and encodes 469 amino acids.
AUUUUAUGAAUCAUACUUUAUUAAUAGAAGAUGAUGAACUCCUCUCCUUCAACCCAAACAAAAACCUUCAUUAUUUUUUCUGUAAUGUCGCAGACGCGAUUUUAGCAUGUUUAUCCAUUUCGACGAUCUUCAAACUGGAGUAGUAACAGAUUUUGCAGACUUUGCAGUAAUCAGAGUGUAAUUCAAUACAGUAAAAGCCCUUAAAAUUCUUGGUUGCCCGCUUUCCGAAGCAAUCUUCAAUCCCUAAAUCCCCAAAGUUGGUCAUUAAUGCGAUCUUGAUUCCCCAAAUUUCGAGCGACAAUAAUGUCUGAAGCGACUUCGCAGAGCGAAAUUCCGGCGAAAGAUUUAAUCGGCGAUUACUUCCUCGAUCUCUGGUGCCACACCUCCAAAACCCUAGCCCUAAAACCCGAAACCGGCCCCGAAUCCGAAUUUGAUGAGGAGGAGGAGGAGGAGCUGCCGACGGCGCUGGACACGCUGAAUAGCUCCGGCGGUUUCUCGGUGGUGGGCCCCGACAAGCUGUCGCUGCUGUAUCCGAACGUGAAUUUGCACGGACAUGACGUCGGAGUGGUGCAGGCGAAUCACGCCGCGCCGUUGAAGCGGCUGCUUUAUUAUUUCGAGAUUUAUGUGAAGAAUGCGGGGGCGAAAGGGCAGAUUGCGAUAGGAUUUACGACCUCUGCAUUCAAAGUCCGCCGCCAACCAGGCUGGGAAGCAAACAGUUGUGGAUAUCAUGGUGAUGAUGGACUCCUUUAUCGUGGACACGGAAAAGGAGAGGCAUUUGGCCCGACUUUUACAACUGGUGAUACAGUUGGUGGCGGUAUCAACUAUGCAACACAGGAGUUCUUUUUCACGAAAAAUGGAGUUUUAGUAGGCCCUGUCUAUAAGGAUGUCAAGGGUCCAGUGUUCCCUACUGUUGCUGUCCAUAGCCAAAAUGAGGAGGUUACUGUAAACUUUGGACAGGAUCCAUUUGUCUUUGAUCUUAAAGCAUAUGAAGCAGAACAAAGAGCUAAACAACAGUUAAAGAUUGACAAUAUCUCAAUACCACAGGACGCCAGUUAUGGGAUAGUUCGAUCCUAUUUACAACACUAUGGAUAUGAAGAGACUCUUAAAUUGCUUGACAUUGCUGGGCAAAGUACCGUGCCUCCCAUUUCUGUAGUUCCAGAAAAUGGUGUUAUUGAGGAGGACAGUAUGUAUGCAUUAAAUCAGAGGAGGAAUCUUCGUCAGCUAAUAAAGUCUGGCAAGAUCGAUGAGACAUUUUCUACACUUGGCAAGUGGUAUCCACAGAUUAUUGAGGAUGACACAUCAACUAUUUGCUUUUUGCUACAUUGCCAAAAAUUUAUUGAGCUUGUUCGGGAUGGAAAGCUAGAAGAAGCUGUACUGUAUGGCAGAAGUGAAUUUGACAAGUUCAAGAAGUCUUCAGCAUUUGAUGACCUAGUUAAGGAUUGUGCUGCAUUACUAGCAUAUGACCAACCAUGCAAGUCAUCUGUCGGAUACCUUCUUGGUGAUUCUCAACGAGAGCUGGUGGCGGAUGCAGUAAACGCCAUCAUUUUGUCCACAAAUCCAAACGUGAAAGACUCUAGCCUCUGCAUGCACUCAUCUCUCGAGAGACUAAUACGACAGGUUACAGCCUGCUUUCUGGAGAAGAGGUCCCUGAACGGGGAUCAAGGUGAAGCUUUCCGAUUGAGCAGAAUCCUCAAAAGCAGUAAGAAAGCUUAAAGCCUGCGCUAGUUGCUGACCAACCUAUCCUAUGUGCAUACGUGGUGUAACCUCUUUCAUGACGCUGCCUCCGGCCCGUUGAUAAAAUCUGGUGGUAGCUCCGAAGGAUUUCUUGAUUUGCAUGGCUGAUCCUAUCUUCCAUGUCAACGUCUUCUGAUUUGUGCGUGCGACAGCAUGACAGAAGCUAGUAGCUUAAUGAAUUGGGGUUAACAUAAUACUGUAGUUCCAGAGAUGAGCUGAAAUUUGUAUUGUACAGGUUGAAUUCUCUUUAGUUAUAUGCUAUAAUUGUGUACAUGAAGUUUAUAUCUUUCAAACCAAAUGUUGUUUCAUAUAUUUCAUUGAGAUGUUGUGAUU